Molecule: messenger RNA, 249 nt
Organism: Grosmannia clavigera kw1407
Lineage: Eukaryota; Fungi; Ascomycota; Sordariomycetes; Ophiostomatales; Ophiostomataceae
Exons: 1
Coding region: 1-249 (82 amino acids)
Source: RefSeq, a predicted model, not a curated record
AUGGAACAGACAAAGAGAAAGGAGGAGGACAAGGAAAGAAAUCUCACCAAGAUGUGCCGGACAUUGAUUUGCUGGGCGCCUUUGACAUCGCCCUUCUUGGCAUCGCUGCCGCCCUUCUUGUCGCCACCCUUCUUGUCGCCUCCCUUCUUGUCGCCUCCCUUCUUGUCGCCUCCCUUCUUGGUUUCGGCCGCUUUGCCCUUUGCCAUGGCGAACGGUGCUUCUGCUUCACGGAUGAGGGAACUCGUUUGA